Zychaea mexicana is the source of this 1626-nucleotide messenger RNA. RefSeq lists its product as uncharacterized. NCBI's taxonomy places the organism in Eukaryota, Fungi, Mucoromycota, Mucoromycetes, Mucorales, Lichtheimiaceae. Bases 1 to 1626 code for a protein of 541 amino acids. The record is from RefSeq and is a predicted model, not a curated record. The transcript is spliced from 4 exons.
AUGUACGCUUCAGCACUACAGAGGCACAACAUCGUCCUCGUCAUUGUUCUGCUAACCCUCCUAUUCUCGCUCACCUAUUUUCGACACGCUACUUAUAAAUUCGAAACGCCGCUGCCUGUCAAUGACUUACAACCUCCACCACCUCUUCAGCAACAGCAACAACAACAGCCACACCGAGUAAACGCAUCGCCUCCACCUCCCUCAUGGAAAUAUACCGAGGGAAACUCCUCUGAAGCCAUCUGUAGCAAUGUUGACUUUACCUGGCUAGUAUCAGAUAGAGAACACUGGGAUGGCUGGGUCUCCAAGGCCAUGUUCAUGAAGCCCGAGGGCAACUACACCUCAAAAGACGUGACGAUCGCUGCUGGAGAUAGUGUAUGCGUCGUCGUCAUGCUCGGUCCCAUUCCGGCUGUGUCCGCCAUACGACCAGAACAACACUUUGCACCAGCUGACAGCAUAACGAUUCAUGCAGUUGGCGAUAUGGUUAAGGUCCCUAUCACACUUGAACAGCACGACAAGCACAGCAACGUCUACUACAGCUCGGUCUAUUUCGCUCAUCCCGACGUCUACCAGCUCGAAAGCACCACCGAAUAUCGCUCGUACUUCUGGGAAACGCCGAUAUACCACCCUUACCGUCCGUUCCACUAUACCUCUCACAACAGCUUAAUCGUCAACGCUGCAGCAGGGAUCGACAAGUCGCUGAAGCCGUCGUGCAACGGAUACAUUAGCACCGGUAGCAGCUGGAUCAACAAGACAGAAUACCAGCGGCUGCACCCGUUGGAUUUCUACGGCAUGUUUGGCGAUGCGCAGGAAGAUCAUGUGGUAGAUGACCGCUUGUUUGUCCCCGACCAGUGUCGCAUGGAUUACAUCAGCACCAGCCAAGCCAUCCAGUGUUUGGAAGGCAAGACUUUCCAUGUCUGGGGUGACAACAACAUGAAACGAAACUUGAAAGCCUUUAGUACACCAAGCUGGUGUAGCGAGAAACCAACGAGUAACGAUGACAGCAGUAGCAACGACGAGGGACAACCACGGUGCAUCUGUAACGAUGACAGCGAGGGUGACAACGAUGUCUGGGGAACCGAUACCAACGAGCCGCUGCUUAUUCGCGACACCUGGCACGACGAUAUCGCCUUCCAUUUUAAUCCAAUCGGCAGCAUCACGUUGGACGACUGGCAAGACAGGGUCAAACAACGCAUAUCAGAGCUUCCACGCGCAAACAUUGUGCUCUUGAGCUUGGGCAAUGACGACAUUCCCUUGAGCCGGAUGACACCACGGCAAUUCUGGAACUCAUUUAUGGAGUUGACGUCAUUCCUACUAAACGAAAUUUAUUCAGACCAGACCAUCAUUGUCCGCACACCGCAGUAUUUCUGCUGUGGCAAUGUGCACGGGACUUCGUGGAACAGUGGUCGUAGCCGUGCGUUUGCUACUGUGAUUAGACAGGCUGUCAAGCUGCUUGCUUCGGAGCGAAGUAAUGUAUUACUCUGGGAUGUUCAUCGGCUCGGGAUGGAGGACAACACUUGCGUCGCAUCUGGCUCGGCGUAUACCAAACGGAGUGUUGUGAAUAUUGAAAAUCUCUUACUGUGGAACCUCAUGUGCCCCGCUGCUUCUUCUUCCUCUCCACCAUCAUAA